ACUAUUAUUGGAUGUGAAAGAGAACAGGCAGCACAGACACUGCAAAAUGGCGAACCGCGACAAGGAGCUGGAGGCGGAGAUUUACGACAAGGUGGUGGACCUGACAGAAUAUGCCAAAAGCCAGCGAUGGUGGAACGGACUUUUUGGGAAGAACUCCGGCCCCGUAGCAGAGAAAUACUCCGUGGCCACACAGUUAGCCAUCGGAGGAGUGAGCGGAUGGUGUGCAGGGUAUCUCUUCUCGAAGGUGGGGAAAUUAGCAGCUACGUCUGUAGGAGGAGGUCUUCUGCUGUUACAGAUUGCUAACAAUAGCGGCUACAUCCAGGUGGACUGGAAGAGAGUAGAGAAGGACGUCAACAAAGCUAAGAAGCAGUUGAAGAAAGGCACCGAUCAGGCCCGCCCAGAGUUAAACACGUUUGUUGAGAAGUCCACAGCGUUCGUGAAGAAGAACAUUGUAGUCACCAGCGGAUUCGCCGGAGGCUUCCUGCUCGGCAUGGUGUCUUAGUUUCCUCCAAAGAAGAAGAGUCUAUGCUCCCUCGAUGUCGUGGAAAAACUUGAGGGAAACUUUAUCAAUCAUUGCUGGAAGGUUUUAAAGAGUUUCCACAGCAAGCAACCUACUUCAGAUUAGCUUGUAGCUGUGUUUCUACAUACGCUGCACCUCCUUUUUGUCUCCUUUAAUACUGUUAAAGCAUGGUCGAUAUAUAAUGUGGGACUUCUUUGAAAGACCCUCUUAAAACGCUCCGCUCCCCAGGCCAAAUAAUGAUGCAUAUCAUGCAAAAUGUUGUUUUCUAAGGGUAAAAGCCAUUAGAAUUGUUUUUAUUUAUUUAGCUUGACAAACUUGUUCCAAAAACAAAGAGUAUAUGUAAUUUUCGCUGCCUUGUUGCUCACAUAAAGCCAAGCACAUGCAGCGUAAUGAAGUAUAAUUAAAUUCACCUUCAGGUGGCAGGUGAUGCCUUUUUAGGUUAUAUUUUGAUCUCCAUGGUAAUCAAUCAUCUCCGGGGUUAGAGUGCUGAUGGAUUUGAGAGAAAUAUAUUUUUGAAAGGUGCUGCAGGACAUGUUUGAUGGGUGUUAAUGUCAGCCUCCCCUGCAUCUCCUUUUCUAUGUAAUGUAUUUUGUUUAGCAAUACAUUGAAGCUUUAAGUACUGAAAGCUGUGGUUUGUCUACAAUGUACGUUUGAUGAACAAAUAAAAGUAAUAAAAGCACUUGAAAUCU
Trematomus bernacchii (emerald rockcod) is the source of this 1209-nucleotide messenger RNA. It is a transcript of the gene fundc1, whose product is annotated as FUN14 domain containing 1. The transcript is spliced from 5 exons. Gene Ontology annotation, cellular component: mitochondrial outer membrane. Gene Ontology annotation, biological process: autophagy of mitochondrion. The record is from RefSeq and is a predicted model, not a curated record. NCBI's taxonomy places the organism in Eukaryota, Metazoa, Chordata, Actinopteri, Perciformes, Nototheniidae. The coding region runs from base 47 to 502 and encodes 151 amino acids.